Messenger RNA from Cucurbita pepo subsp. pepo (vegetable marrow), 2062 nucleotides. Its product is annotated as asparagine synthetase [glutamine-hydrolyzing] 1. Lineage: Eukaryota; Viridiplantae; Streptophyta; Magnoliopsida; Cucurbitales; Cucurbitaceae. Gene Ontology annotation, molecular function: asparagine synthase (glutamine-hydrolyzing) activity. Gene Ontology annotation, cellular component: cytosol. The record is from RefSeq and is a predicted model, not a curated record.
GAACAUUUUCCGACGAUUCUACGUGUUAAUCUCUGCGAUUCGUUUUUUGUUUUCUGAACUGUUUUUGCUCUCUCCUUUUCUUCUUCGUCUUCGAAGCUGUCUUUGAGUUUUUUCUAGUCAAUAUGUGUGGAAUUCUUGCCGUUCUUGGUUGCGCCGAUGAUUCUCUGGCCAAACGUGUUCGUGUUCUUGAACUAUCUCGUCGAUUGAAACACCGUGGCCCAGACUGGAGUGGGCUCUACCAGCACGGCGAUUGCUACUUAACGCAUCAACGUUUAGCCAUUAUCGAUCCUGCAUCCGGUGAUCAACCUCUUUAUAAUGAAGAUAAGUCCGUUGUCGUCACGGUUAACGGAGAGAUAUACAACCAUGAGGAGCUGAGGAAGAAAUUGAGGAACCACAAAUUUCGAACCGGCAGUGACUGCGAUGUUAUCUCGCAUCUGUAUGAAGAAUAUGGAGAGAAUUUCGUGGACAUGCUUGAUGGAAUGUUCUCUUUCGUUCUUUUGGACACGCGUGACAACAGUUUCAUUGCUGCUCGAGAUGCAAUUGGAAUUACUUCCCUAUACAUUGGCUGGGGACUCGAUGGCUCAGUCUGGAUAUCUUCGGAACUCAAAGGGCUGAAUGAUGAUUGUGAACAUUUUGAGACCUUUCCACCUGGGCACUUGUACUCUAGCAAGCAAGGUGGAUUCAAAAGAUGGUAUAAUCCAACCUGGUUCUCGGAGGGUAUUCCAUCGACCCCGUAUGACCCACUUGUUCUGAGACGCGCAUUGGAGAAUGCUGUGAUCAAAAGGCUGAUGACCGAUGUCCCUUUUGGAGUUCUGCUAUCUGGUGGCCUGGAUUCAUCGUUGGUUGCCUCUAUCACAGCUCGUCACUUAGCUGGCACAAGAGCUGCCAAGCAGUGGGGUACAAAACUCCAUUCCUUCUGUGUUGGUCUUGAGGGUUCACCGGAUCUGAAGGCUGCUAGAGAAGUUGCAGAUUUUUUGGGAACUGUCCACCACGAGUUCCAUUUCACAGUUCAGGAUGGGAUUGAUGCCAUUGAAGACGUUAUCUACCAUAUAGAAACAUAUGAUGUAACUACUAUCAGGGCAAGCACACCUAUGUUUCUUAUGGCACGAAAGAUUAAGUCACUAGGAGUAAAGAUGGUGAUUUCUGGUGAAGGCGCUGAUGAGAUUUUUGGCGGAUAUCUGUACUUCCACAAGGCUCCUAAUAAGGAAGAGUUUCACCGUGAAAGUUGUCGCAAGAUAAAGGAACUUCACCUGUAUGAUUGCUUGAGAGCUAACAAAGCAACUUCAGCGUGGGGCUUGGAAGUUCGAGUUCCAUUUUUGGAUAAGGAAUUUAUUAAUGUUGCAAUGGCCAUCGAUCCAGAAUGGAAAAUGGUCAAACGUGAACAAGGUAGAAUUGAAAAAUGGGUCCUCAGGAAAGCUUUUGAUGAUCAACAGCAGCCAUAUCUCCCUAAGAGUGUUCUGUACAGACAGAAGGAACAAUUCAGCGAUGGUGUUGGAUAUAGUUGGAUUGAUGGCCUUAAAUCCCAUGCUGCUCAACAUGUGACUGAUAAAAUGAUGCAGAACGCUGAACACAUCUUCCCCCAAAACACUCCAACAUCAAAAGAAGCCUACUACUACAGAACCAUAUUCGAGAGGUUCUUCCCACAGAACUCAGCUCGGCUGACCGUUCCAGGAGGACCAAGCAUUGCGUGCAGCACAGCAAAGGCUGUCGAGUGGGACGUUGCUUGGUCUAAAAAUCUCGAUCCGUCAGGUAGAGCGGCGCUUGGAGUCCACGUUUCAGCUUAUGCAGAUGAGGCAACCAACGUCAACAGCAUUGUCCCGUCCAAGAUGAUCGAUACCAUUCCGAGAAUGGAGGUGAGUACAUCUGGAUUAAAAAUCCUCAGCUAGUAUAGGAUAUAGUAGUAGGCUAACCUUGCUUGAUAUUAGAUCAUGUCCUCUGAAGUACAUGUUUAAGUGCACAGGAGUGAUGUAAAGUAAGGGUCUUGAGCAGAGUAUUAUUUUGAGACAUUCCAAAGUAAACUUUCUAUGAAUCUAUUAUAUCUUCUCUAGGAUUCUUCGGAUUA